AUGUCUCCCACAACCGACCCAGACGCAGACGCGGCCUCACUGACCCCGACCGCCGUCUCCUGUCCAGCCAAAGUGCUAGUCGCCGGUGGCUAUCUCGUCCUCGACCGCGCUUACACGGGCCUCGUGUUCGGCCUCGACGCACGGAUACACUCUGUCGUCGAGCCAAUCAAGACACGCUCUGGCGUCACCAUUACCGGCAUCGUCGUGACCAGUCCGCAGUUUCGUGAGGCGAUUUGGGAGUAUGGGUAUAGGUCGCUGGGGGAGGAGGGUGGGAUUGCCGUGACACAGUUGAGUGUCGGCCACGAACAAUCAAUCUCCGCCUCCAAAAACCCCUUCAUCGAAACCGCCCUCGCCUACGCCCUAACCUACAUCUUCACCCUCCUCCCCAACAACCUCAUCCGCCCCUCCAACAUCCGCAUCCUCGCCGACCAAGCCUACUACUCCAACCCCGGCCAACCACGCACCACCACCACCUCCUCCUCCAACCCCAGCCGCUUCCCCGACUUCACCGUCCCCCUCCGCGACGCCCACAAAACCGGUCUCGGCUCCUCCGCCGCCCUCGUAACCUCCUUCACCGCCGCCCUCCUCUCCUUCUACCUCCCACCCUCCCUCUUCGACCUCAACACCCCCCAAGGCCAAACCAUCCUCCACAACCUCGCCCAAGCCAGCCACUCCCACGCCCAAGGCAAAGUCGGUUCCGGCUUCGACAUCGCCAGCGCCGUCUACGGCUCCUGUCUCUACAAGCGCUUCUCCCCCUCCCUACUCAGUACACUACCCGCCCCCGGCACCCCAGGCUUCGCCCGCAACCUCAAGACGCUGGUCGAGGGCCCCGCCUGGGACACAGAGAUCCACAAGGCGGCAAUCCAGAUGCCCCGCCAUCUACGCCUGGUCAUGUGUGACGUCGACUGCGGGAGCGAGACGCCUAGCAUGGUGAAGAAGGUUCUCGCCUGGCGCUCAGCGCACAGGGAAGCCGCAGACACACUCUGGAGCAACUUGCAAGCGGGAAACGAGGCCUUGGCCAAGGAACUCACGCGCCUGGCGCAGAGCCCCGAGCCAGACGAGACGCGGUACGAAACGCUGAGGACGAUUAUCAAGAGCAAUCGCAGUCUGAUCAGGGAAAUGGGACAGCAGUCUGGUGUCCCGAUGGAGCCGAGGCAGCAGACCAGGUUGCUGGAUUACUGCUCGGAGUUGGAAGGGGUGGUUGGCGGCGUGGUGCCCGGUGCAGGUGGCUUCGAUGCUGUUGUCCUGCUGGUCGAGGAUAAGCAGGACGUCCUUGCCAAACUCAAGACUGCACUCGAACAGUACAGAGACGAGGAUGAUGCGGAUGCGCCCGGGGGAGUGAAGAUUGGUAAAGUAGGAAUUAUUGGCGUGAGGGAGGAAAUGGUGGGUGUGAGGCAGGAAGACUUGGGUUUGUACUCGGAGUGGGAAUCUUCUUCCUGA
Molecule: messenger RNA, 1440 nt
Organism: Plenodomus lingam JN3
Lineage: Eukaryota; Fungi; Ascomycota; Dothideomycetes; Pleosporales; Leptosphaeriaceae
Biological process (GO): isopentenyl diphosphate biosynthetic process, mevalonate pathway; ergosterol biosynthetic process
Cellular component (GO): peroxisome
Molecular function (GO): ATP binding; phosphomevalonate kinase activity
Source: RefSeq, a predicted model, not a curated record